Polypterus senegalus (gray bichir) is the source of this 7513-nucleotide messenger RNA. RefSeq names its product RA_Radil_like and Myo5p-like_CBD_Rasip1 domain-containing protein (gene radil2a). Gene Ontology annotation, cellular component: microtubule. Lineage: Eukaryota; Metazoa; Chordata; Cladistia; Polypteriformes; Polypteridae. Gene Ontology annotation, molecular function: GTPase binding. The transcript is spliced from 16 exons. The coding region runs from base 444 to 3890 and encodes 1148 amino acids. Gene Ontology annotation, biological process: substrate adhesion-dependent cell spreading; neural crest cell migration; signal transduction. The record is from RefSeq and is a predicted model, not a curated record.
GCGGUGACGUCACAGUGGAGCGUGUAACAACUCGGAGCGCGCGACUCGACUGUGGCUCCAGUCUCAGUUAUCCGCGAGCGGGUCAGGUGCUGCGAGGACCGGGCAGUGGAAGACGCGCUCCCCCCAACCCCUUCCCGUAGCAAUGAAACGGCCGAAGUAGCGCAGGCAGCUCGUGGAUGGCAGAAGUUCCCAGUUUAAUUUCCGCGCUGGCGACUGGCAAGGUGCUUGACGCUUGGAGGCGAAGAGGAGCGCCGAGUCUCGCGCCUGCUGCCUCGGCUCCUUUGGAUUACACGGAUUUACAAAAGUGAAGUCCGACGGGAAGAUCGCGAGCCCCGGACUGCGAGAGCUCGUCGCUGUCACUCCGCUGUGCCCUUGGCAAAUGGGAGUGACGGGCGCGGGGGUUUGAACCAGACGCCAGAGGACGUGCGCGAGAGAAGGGGACGAUGUUUUCCGACCAGCGGAGCAGCAGCAUCGCCAAGCAGGCGUUGAAUUUUCCAGUGGGCUUGCUCAUCAGUUCGCCCAAGAGGAGGCUGGCCAAGCUGGGUAGGAAACCUAGCAACGGCUCCGUACAGUCAAGCUCUUCCGAUGCCACCACAAAAUCGACUGAGAGCAGCGGGGUGCGCCAGCCGGCCAAAAACCGCAUCCGAAAGCACAACAACCGCCUCUCGACCGUCUUCAACCGCAGCCCCAACUUAAAAGACAGCCGGCAGAGUGUCGUGGAGCCGACGGCCGUCCACCCCAGCGAUGAUCCCGCAGAGCUCUCCACGCAGGUCUCCGCUCCUGGGGUCCUCAAGGUGUUCGGCAGCGACAUCUGCCAAGGGGCUAACUACAAAAGCGUCUUGGCGACGCCUCACUCCAGCGCACAGGAACUGGUCAAGGAGGCUCUGGAGAGGUAUUCUCUCGACAAAUCAGAUGCAGAUUCUUAUGUCCUGUGUGAUGUAAUUGGCCGCACGGGUGAAGACCACCAGUGGAAAACAGAGUGCUUCCGAGUCGUGGGGGACAACGAGAAGCCGCUCAUCUUACAGUCCCUAUGGAAACCCAAGGAGGGAUUUGCCCGGCGUUUUGAGAUCCAGAAGAAAUCGAGCGUUGAGGAAAAGGUGGCUAAGGAGAAAGACACAGUGACCGCAGGUAUCAACGCUCAGGCUCGGAAACUGCAGAAGGUGCGCUCGCGGGGCGCCUCCGUGUUCAUCGCUGAAGAUGUCAACAGCAACUUCACACUUUGGAGGAGCUUGAGUGAAAUGAACUUGUCGGUCAAGUCCAAGGACCUGCAGAAGGACGGCACGGGCCGGGGAGAGCAGGAAGUGGCGUGCCUGAGCGUCGAGAAGGAGGAGACGGAGAGCAGCGAGGACAACAGCGCCCACUACUCCAUUCAUCCGCCCUCUGAGUUCCCAUAUUUCCUCCUGCUGCAGGGCUACAGUGUCCGACAGGACUUCAUCGUGUACCCAAUGACGGGGUUGAUGCACAUUUUUGGGCAUUGCCGCGAGCCAACGUCGGGAGAGGACGAGGAACAUCUAAAGGUGGACUCCAUGCUACACGAUCCCAGUAUCCUGCCCCAGCACUGCUGUGUCCAGCGCUUGGCAUCUGAAGUCUGCUGUGAAGGCAAACGUGGGGGCAAGCAGGCCUUGAACCUUGUGAAGCCCCUCCACGGCGGCCGUGUCACGCACAAUGGAGUCCCUUUGAAAGAGGAGACUGAGCUUCUGCCCGGGGACCUCCUAGGCCUGGGCGAUUAUUACCUUUUCAUGUUCAAGGACCCUACGGUGUCACGGACCAAGCAGAGACCCGUGUGGCUGAAGGCUGCCUGCUCUAACCUCGACAAAGCCGUCAUCUGCAAAAUGUGUGGCGCGGCCUUCAGGGACGAGCCGGCUUGGAAGAGGAGAGCGGCUCACCGGAAAUCGGCACAGCGACUGCAGGAUUGUGAGGGGAAGGACCUCCUGUUUGUCUACGAUUCUACCCGGGAGGAAGAUGUCCUCAAGGAGAUAAUCAACAUGAGUGACCCUAACGGUGACGCGCCCAAGCUCACCCCGGCCUACCUGCUCUGCCUCUGCAUGCAGCACUCGGCCACCUCCUUUGAAAUCUGCAACUUCCGGAGGCUUCUGCUGCGGAUUGCCAGCCACGUCCAGACUGUCAUGUGGGAGAAGACAAAGGAGCUGGCGGGACUGCAUCCAGAAAUCAAAGCCCUGGCUGAUCCUGAUGACCUGAAUCUUCUGACCAUCCAGGAGCUCAUCCCCGGCCUGCAGCCCCUGGUCUUCUGGAUGUCCAACUCAAUUGAGCUGCUGCAUUUUAUCCAGCAGGAAGUUCCCAGGCUGCUCCUCUGGGACAUGGACGAAGAGGAGGAGGAGGAAGAUGAGGAUGAUGAUGAGAGAGAAGAUGCUUUGGGCUCGCAGCUGUCCAGCACGCGGUCAGCGAGUGAAGAAGCCAUGACCGUUCUUAAAGAGGUCAUCAUGUUUACCUUCCAGCAGUCCGUCUACUACCUCACCAAGACCCUGUACAUGGCUCUCCCGGGACUCUUGGACAGCAACCCCUUCUCGGAAUCGGGACAACUGCGCAUUCCGGAAGGGGUCAACAAGAUUCUGCUCAUCCUGAAGGAGACCCUGCAGCUGCUCAACACGUACCAGGUCCACACAGAGAUCGCCUCCCAGCUCUUCGCCUACCUGUUCUUCUUCACCAACGCCUCGCUCUUCAACGCUUUGAUGGAACGAGGAUCCGGAGGGGGCUUUUAUCAGUGGUCGAGGGGGGUGCAGAUCCGUGCCAAUCUCGAUUUGCUGCUUGACUGGAUUCAGGGAAUUGGCCUGGGUGACCUGGCACUUGACUUCUUCCAGAAACUCUCGGCUGCCGUCAACCUGCUUGCGACACCAAAGGAGAACUUACUUCAGGCUGGCUGGCGUUCCCUCCGGAGUGAGUUUGCAAGCCUCAACGCUGCCCAGUUGCACCACAUGCUGAGGGAGUACAAUCCCGGUAGGCCGUGCCCGGCCAGCUGGAGCCCAACGCCUGAGGAUGCGGACGCUGCUACAAGAACAGCUGACAUUCUGGAGAGUUUUGACGACCACCCGCCAAUCAUACUGCCAUGUUCAAACUUCCACACUGAACUGGGCAAAGCUGCCAGCGAGACUCGACUGCAGGAGCAGAUCAGUGAGCUGGAGGAGCGGUUGGCCCGGUGGAGUCGGAGCCCAUCGGUGAUGACGGUGCUGCAGACCACACAGGAGGAGAAGCUCUCCGCCACCUUGGAAAGGCUGCCCUCCCAACGCCCGGUCAGCAGAAAGAAGAGCCCUGCGCCCCAAGGAAGGUCACCCGCCGCCAGCCCCAACGAUCUCAGCGCCUGUGGGGCUGUGCUGACGCAGAAGCUGAAGAACCUGGAGUUGCAGUGCCACCUGCCGGGACAAGCAGACCUGCUGUCCUACAAGAGGCUGGCGCUCGACUCCUCCUGCCUCCUCACCCCGCCAAACACCCCGCAGGAGCCCACAGAUGGGGAGUCGGAGCACCCAGAUGGGCCACUCAGGGGGCUCGCCUCCAAGGAGGGCGCUGCAGACAACACAGUAUCCCAGUUAAAUUCAGCAGAAAAGGUGCAGGGAGACGAGGAGGACGAGGAGGUGUUUACCGUGGAGUUGGAGAGAGGACCCCACGGUCUCGGCCUCGCCUUGGUGGAUGGAUUGAAGACCCAGCUGAACAUAAGUGGGAUUUACAUCAAAUCUCUGGUGCCGGACUCUCCAGCUGCCAAAUGCAAAAAACUGCGUCAGGGGGACCGCAUUCUCGCCGUGAACGGAACGAGUCUGGUGGGACUGGACUAUAACAUUGGCAGGGAGCUGAUUCGGGCCUCGGGGGACACACUAAGGCUGCUGAUCGCCAAGUCCGAGUCCUGGGUGUCGUCGAAGAUCGCGGCCACCAGAUGCUAAAUCAGCCCUUCGAGAGACGAGACGGGACCACCGGGUGUACUCGACGUUCUGAACGGGUGAAGGAGCUUCUGCACUUAAAGGCCUGCCGCCGACAUCGACGUUAUUUAAGGGGCUUCAGAGGUCAGAGCAGCUCACUCCACGCCAGCAAGUUCAACGGAAAGGUGAAGGAGAAUCGCCAGCAUCGCCCCCUGGUGGUACAGCAGCUCUGUUCGAUUUCAGCUUUUGGGCGACGGCCAUUCAUUGAGAACUAAAAUAUUAUUUAUAUAUCUGGAAACUCGCUAACGGGUCUGUGGUGAGACCAACGUGAUGGUCGGUUUUCACAUCGGGUUCUGGACAUGGAGGGCAUUUGCAGACAAGAAGGCUUUCUGUGGUGCCCCUUUGCCAACGAGUGAGGGCAGGCUGGAGAACCGGCAACUAUUUGGUCCUGGACAUGGAAGGGCGGGGUGGUUGAACGUCAGGGAUGGACUGGAAUCAAAAGGUAACUCUGGACAAUUGUCUGGACCGGCCCACCUCAAGCAGCACUGGGCAGACGCCGAUCCCCCCAGCGCCCCCACGGUCUGCUAGUUAAGUUGUCCAUGCCAUACAGGGGCCGUCUGGGCGCUCCGACACUCCUGGAGCCGCUUUGUCCUCCCACCUCUCACCAGCAACCCUGCACCCCUUUUUGAUGAGAACAUGGUCUUCUCGGCGUCUCUACAUGGGGUCAGUCCAAAAGCGGCAAGCAACGUAAUAGAAAUAAAAAGAAAAGAGUCAGGGCUUACGUUUUUAACAGGCGCUUUGCAACAAAGUGUUUAACCCAAGGGGGGCGCUCAUGAGUAGACCCCGACCCAGAACUUCAAAGCGUUGGAGUGUAGUGAGGAAGACGACAAGGACUUACACAGGACGCAAAGGCUGCAAGAGGCCCACUGGGCACCGCGGGCACCAAAAAGGGGGGGGGGUCUCUGGUACCUCGAAUCCGCUUUGGCUUCAGCUGCAACACCUGAUGGUGAUGAAAAGUGUUGCCAACAAGUUUACGGAGCUGGCUGUGUCUUCCGAGUGUCACCUGACUCAAGAGUAACGUCAUUCGCGGUGUGAAAUGUGGCCGAGGCGGAGGAUUUCAAAGUAGUGAAGGAGAGGGAGGAGUCGCUGCAACUUCACGGGAAAAGGAAAUGGUGAUCCGUCACGAUGACCUGCAACUCUUCUUCUGCGUUGGAUUUCUUUCGAUGACAGCCAUCUGGGGGGGGUUUGUCAUGUGGUGGGCGCUGUAAUCAGCGAAGGGUCCCCACCGUGGCCAUGUCGGGGAUUUCAUGGCAAAUGGUUAGGAAAAAGAAGGCCUGAAGUGCGUGCGACUCGGCUCAUCUCGUGGUCUUUGCUGCCAUCUAGCGGAGAAUGUCAAACGAUACGCUCUGUGCGGCUUUAUUGAAGUUUAACCUCCUUGGCGUUUUGUUUACCCCCCGGAAAAUCGCACCAAGAAUAUCGAAUUGUUUUUCAACUCGGAAAAUUGUUAUCCUGUGUUAGAGAAGCAAAUAAACAUCAGAUACGGUAGAAGGGGUCCGUCCGUCUAACGUCCACUGCUGUGCGGAUGAAGAUUUAGUACUCGUCCUUCACGUGGUACGCUUUGAGAAAGUCGCUCGAUGUCGCCGUCAGGACCGUAGACUCGUUUCUGUGCGCACGUGGCUGUGUAGAAGGUCAGCGAUUGACGUGCCCGAUGGACGUGCCUCUUGUGUUAUCGUAGGCCGCCUCUUCCACAGACCGCUGCCACGUUGUGAAGUGUGCUUACGGGGCCACCUACUCUCGAUUACAAUUUUUUGUUUGUCUUUUUGUCACACAGCUACUGUCGUACCGCGCUGAAGUUUCACGUGACCCACUUCGCCAGGGCCUACCGUGUCGGUUCGGUCGUACGGCGCCUCUUCGUGUGUCCCUUUCACUGUUCCUGACAAAUUCACAUCGUCAUCGCUGUCACUCGACUCGAGCAACAGUUCAGUUUCAGGUCGUUGUAAAGCUGCCUUUACGCCUUGUCGUUUGCUAUUGGAGGCUCCGCCCCAUUCAUGAAUAUUGAUGAGUUAACGUACAGAAACAUUCACGGUGUUAGUUGCAUGAUGUUAAUGUUUCCACUAGAUGGUAAGCAGCAGAAUUCGGGUUUAAACACGUAAAGCGGGUCGUGACACGUCACCCCAAGUCUGACGUGUGGUUAACCGUAAUUGGAUGGAAUUUCAAGUCCGAGUGGCGCUCAGGAUUAACGCCGAGGAGGUUAACAAUGGUAUCUGCUUCUACUCGUUGACGUCAACUUUUAUUAGACGACGGUCUUCAAAGUGUUCAGCUGGACUUCACAGUUGAGAGCAAAACUCGGGCAAACAGAACUUCAGUGCGUACUCGGCCCACCGUUCUGCAGGCUGGCAUCGUUCAAACAAUGAAACUAUUCAAGGUCUGAGUGAAGUGCUUGCACGUUUUGCAUGAGCGUUGGAUUCUUUUCAAAUCUCUCGUCUAAUUGGUUCAUCAAAUUAGCCAUUAAACCAACUCGGCUGCCCAAGUUCCGCUCAAACUACCGGCCUCCUUUCCUUCAUGCCAGGUAGGCCUGGACCCUCUGGCAAACCUGAGGAGCUCACCCGGGUCAGCCAGGGUCCUACUAAAACAAGUCCGCUGCUCCACCGGAGCUCCUCCAAACUGUCCCAGCAGGCUUUUCUCCAGUGAGGGCUUCAAGUCCCGGGUGACCCUGCUGGAAAAUCGUGGAAAAGGAGACGCUGGGGUUGGUCCGGCCUCAGGUACAAGUGACUGCUUUUGCGGAAUCUUUAUACCGGCACAUUGAUUGUGUCACAACUGGUGGCACCCUGGUGCAUUAUGGGAAACGUGUGACACAACAACCACAAUGUAGUGGGCGCCCACCGUCAAGUCAAAAUGGCGUCAUGAGAGGUGGUUCACAAACCAGCGACUUUGUAACGGAAGAUCUACGUGAUAUUCUGAGUGCAGAAUCGGAUUCUCAAACAAAAUGUCACCAGGAUGAACUUUUUAGCCUCAAGAAAACCAAAAAAAAAAAAGAAACUCGAAUUAUAACCCCAAAGCCCCCAGCCUGCCUCCACAGGACCACCCGCUCCAGGGGGUGGACCCCAGCCUGCUCUUGUCUGCACGGAGACCCCCUUUUUGGUGUCCUGACCCACGGCGGUGACGUCCCCCUUUCAUGAAUCAAAGACAAUCGUCAAGAGCGGCGAGCGGAGUGGACAUCGCUUAGGCAGCCCACCAUGACCCAGCGGCCCCCCUUAGUGAACCGUGUGCGAUCGUCUGAGCCCCCCUUGGUGAUUUGAGUGCCCCCCGCUGUCAUACAAUGAGAAACACUUGUCUUACGUGUCAGAAUUGCCCUUUUUUUGUAUCCCGCGCUUUACUUUGAAGGUUCGGCCAUUUUGUUGGUGAGUUUCGGCCCGACGUCGCCAUUGUUGGCUCUGACAGUGUUAUUGUACGUAGCUAUUCAUAUACUGUAUGUACAUUUUAUUUGAAUUUGUAACAUUUAUAUGAACAAAUAUUUUGUUAUAUAUAAAGAUAAAAUAUAUUUUUCAUUGUGAUUUUUGGGUUUCUACCUGAAUGGAGUAAAAACGAGAAAACUGGACAAAGGGGCCACCGUCUCCACUAAAAUAAACACACACUGGUGUCUCAAA